Molecule: messenger RNA, 1803 nt
Organism: Cebus imitator (Panamanian white-faced capuchin)
Lineage: Eukaryota; Metazoa; Chordata; Mammalia; Primates; Cebidae
Gene: KLHDC4
Product: kelch domain containing 4
Molecular function (GO): protein binding
Source: RefSeq, a predicted model, not a curated record
CCUUUCUGUGCGCCGAGCCCAGAAACGGCCGCGCUCCGCCCCACGAACACCUGUUUCUGGGCGGAGAGCCUGCGCCGUUUCCUCCUCUGGUGUUUCGGCGCGGCCUCGGAUCCGGCAAGAUGGGCAAGAAGGGAAAGAAGGAGAAGAAGGGCCGCGGCGCGGAGAAGACAGCCGCCAAGAUGGAGAAGAAGGUGUCCAAGCGCUCGCGGAAGGAGGAGGAAGACCUGGAGGCGCUCAUAGCCCAUUUCCAGACACUCGAUGCCAAGAAGACUCAGAUUGUGGAAACUCCGUGCUCCCCGCCCUCACCAAGGUUAAAUGCCUCCCUCUCGGCUCAUCCUGAGAAAGAUGAAUUAAUCCUUUUCGGAGGUGAAUAUUUCAAUGGCCAAAAAACUUUUUUAUAUAAUGAGCUCUAUGUCUACAAUAUCAGAAAGGACACCUGGACCAAAGUUGACAUCCCCAGUCCACCUCCGAGGCGCUGUGCUCACCAGGCGGUGAUGGUGCCUCAAGGUGGCGGACAGCUGUGGGUCUUUGGAGGGGAGUUUGCCUCUCCCAACGGAGAGCAGUUCUACCACUACAAAGAUCUCUGGGUACUGCAUUUGGCCACCAAGACCUGGGAACAAGUCAAAUCAACAGGGGGUCCUUCAGGUCGGAGUGGACAUCGGAUGGUGGCCUGGAAGAGACAGUUGAUCCUUUUUGGUGGCUUCCAUGAAAGUACACGGGAUUACAUCUAUUACAACGACGUGUAUGCCUUUAAUCUGGACACCUUCAUGUGGAGCAAGCUGUCCCCGGCUGGGACAGGGCCCACACCCAGAUCAGGCUGCCAGAUGUCCGUCACUCCUCAAGGCGGCAUCGUCCUCUACGGGGGCUACUCGAAACAGAGAGUCAAGAAGGACGUGGACAAAGGCACCCGGCACUCAGACAUGUUCCUGCUGAAGCCAGAGGACGGAAGAAAAGACAAGUGGGUGUGGACUCGGAUUAACCCUUCAGGGGUCAAGCCCACUCCACGGUCUGGCUUUUCUGUGGCCACGGCCCCCAAUCACCAGCCCCUGUUCUUCGGGGGUGUCUGUGAUGAGGAAGAGGAGGAGAACCUGGAGGGAGAGUUCUUCAACGAUCUGUACUUCUACGACGCCACCAGGAACCGGUGGUUUGCGGGACAGCUGAAGGGACCCAAGUCCGAGAAGAAAAAACGUAGGCGGGGCAGAAAAGAGGAGCCCGAAGGGUCAGCAAGCACCCAAGGGCCCGUGGAGGUAGUCAAGGAGGUGGUGGCUGAGGAUGGGACGGUGGUCACCAUUAAGCAGGUGCUGGCCGCCCCAGGCUCAGUGGGGCAGCCUCAGUCUGAGGAUGAAGACAGCUCCGAGGAGGCCGACGGCCCCGUGCCCGGGCCAUGUCCACGCUCCAAUGCCAUGCUGGCUGUGAAGCACGGGGUGCUCUACGUCUAUGGGGGCAUGUUUGAGGCCGGCGACCGCCAGGUCACCCUCAGCGACCUGCACUGCCUGGACCUGCACAGGAUGGAGGCGUGGAAGACCUUGGUGGAGAUGGACCCAGAAACUCAAGAGUGGCUGGAGGAGACGGACUCGGAAGAGGACAGUGAGGAGGAGGUUGAGGGCGCCGAGGGUGGCUGUGAGGACGAGGACAGUGCAGAGGAGAGCAGCGCGGAGGACUGAGAGCCCCUGCCCGGGGCGCCUGGAGAGUGCUGUGCCAGCGUCUGCUCAGGACCCAGCCAUGUUGGGUGACGCUCUCGGCAUCCUGUGCCCUGACGAACAGGAGGAGAAGGUGCUGAAGGGGUGUAAACGUGCUCCCGUG